This is a messenger RNA of Ixodes scapularis (black-legged tick), 1842 nucleotides long. RefSeq names its product high-affinity choline transporter 1. The transcript is spliced from 9 exons. Gene Ontology annotation, molecular function: choline:sodium symporter activity. The coding region runs from base 1 to 1842 and encodes 613 amino acids. Lineage: Eukaryota; Metazoa; Arthropoda; Arachnida; Ixodida; Ixodidae. Gene Ontology annotation, cellular component: plasma membrane. Gene Ontology annotation, biological process: acetylcholine biosynthetic process; choline transport; transmembrane transport. The record is from RefSeq and is a predicted model, not a curated record.
AUGGCCGUCAACAUUCCGGGGGUCGUGUCCCUCGUCGUCUUCUACCUCGUCAUCCUAGCGGUGGGCAUUUGGGCAGGCCGUAAGAGCAAGAAGACGGGCAGCGGAGGAGCCGCCGACGAGGCUAUGCUCGCUGGCAGGAGCAUCGGCACUUUCGUCGGCAUCUUCACCAUGAUCGCCACCUGGGUCGGCGGCGGCUACAUCAACGGCACUGCCGAGGUCCUCUACACCAGCGGCGUUAUCUGGUGCCAGGCGCCAUUCGGGUACGCGCUCAGCCUCGUCAUCGGCGGCUACUUCUUCGCCAAGAAGAUGCGCGCAGAGGGCUACGUGACCAUGCUGGAUCCGUUUCAAGAACUGCUCGGGCGUCGCAUGGGGGGCCUGCUCUUCAUCCCGGCACUGUGUGGGGAGGUCUUCUGGUCAGCCGCCAUCUUGGCCGCCCUCGGCGCCACCGUGGGGGUGAUAAUCGACAUCGACAGGAACACGUCGAUCAUCACGUCAGCCUGCAUCGCUGUCUUCUACACCUUCUUCGGAGGCCUGUACUCGGUCGCCUACACUGACGUCAUCCAGCUCUUCUGCAUCUUCGUUGGACUGUGGCUCUGCGUUCCGUUCAGCAUGAUGAACAAGUCCGUGGGCCCUUUAUCCUAUCCGACGAACGAUUGGGUCGGAUCUCUCGAGCCCAGGUUCAUCGGCCAAUACGUCGACUCCGGACUGCUCCUAAUCUUCGGUGGAAUCCCCUGGCAGGUCUACUUCCAGCGGGUGCUGUCCAGCAAAUCCGCCUUCAAGGCGCAACUUCUUUCCUACGUGGCCGCCUUUGGCUGCAUCGUCAUGGCCGUUCCCGCCAUGAUUGUGGGAGUGGUCGCCAAGGCUACCAGGUGGAACGAAACCGAGUUCACGGGUCCUGUGCCUCUGGAUAAGGAGCACACGCCUCUGGUGCUGCCCAUGGUGUUGCAGUUCCUCACUCCUGGCGUCGUUUCCUUCGUGGGACUGGGCGCCGUGUCUGCCGCCGUCAUGUCAUCGUCGGACUCGUCCAUUCUCAGCGCGGCCUCCAUGUUCGCCAGGAACGUGUACAAACUCAUCUUCAGACAAAAGGCAUCAGAGCGAGAGGUGAUCUGGGCAAUGCGCGUGGCCAUCCUCUGCGUGGGCGCAAUGGCGACCGCGAUGGCCCUGACCGUCAAGUCCGUCUACGGCCUCUGGUACCUGUCCUCCGACUUGGUGUACGUCAUCCUGUUCCCGCAACUUGUGUCUGUCGUGUACAUGAAGCGGCACUGCAACACGUACGGUUCCCUGGGCGCCUACGUCAUCGGCCUGCUCCUGCGGGGCCUCGGCGGCGAAGACAUCGUGGGCCUGCCGCCCGUCAUCAAGUACCCGUUCUACAACGAAGUGGACGGGCAGCUCUUCCCGUUCCGUACCAUGGCCAUGCUCGUGAGCCUGUUUAGCAUCGUGUCUAUUUCUACCUUAAUACGAUGGGCCUUCGUGUCCGGCCGGAUCUCGGCCCGUUUUGACAUGUUCCACUGCUUCGUCGGCAUACCGAAUGACGCCAGCAAGGUCCAGGAGCCCCUAGAGGACAAUACGGUCGUGCUAGACGCCCAUAGGUGCGUUACCGAUAUGAGCGGCAGGGACAACCCCGCCCUUGUCUUGCAACCCGAACAGGACGACGUCAAGGAUCAAAAACGCCAGGAGCACCACAUGGCCGUGCUAAGCGCCCAUGAACUCGUCACCGAUGAGAAUGGCAGAGUGAAUCCUGUCCCAAAUUGGCAGUCCGCAGAAGACGCCCGAAGGUUCUCCGGGAGGGCUAAACAACUUUACCUGAGCGAAAACUGCAAGAUACCCAUCACUACAAAGUGA